UCCGCCGGAAGUGGCGGUUGUUGACAGUAUUUCUCAACCCGGCGUUGAAUCGGGUAGUUUGGGGUCCUGUGGCGGCGUCGCGGAGCCUCCCCGGGAGGGCGCCCUCUGGUACGGCGAUGGAUAUCCUCAAGUCGGAGAUCUCUCGGAAGCGGCAGCUCCUGGAGGACAAGAAGCUGCUGGGGGAAAGUAAAAGAUAUUUCAAACGUAGUGAACUUGCAAAAAAAGAAGAGGAGGCAUACUUUGAAAGAUGUGGCUACAAGCCUGUAAAUGAGAAGCCAACUGGAGAGGUACAGCCAAAAGAAGAGGAUCAGAAACCAUUAACUUCAUCUAAUCCAGUAUUAGAACUAGAACUGGCAGAGGAAAAAUUGCCCAUGACUCUUUCAAGACAAGAGGUCAUCAGGCGACUGAGAGAAAGAGGAGAACCUGUUAGAUUGUUUGGAGAAACCGAUUAUGAUGCAUUUCAGCGUUUAAGAAAGAUUGAGAUUCUCACACCAGAGGUUAACAAGGGUUUGAGGAAUGACUUGAAGGCAGCUUUGGAUAAGAUUGAUCAACAAUACCUUAAUGAAAUUGUUGGUGGUCAAGAACCAGGAGAAGAAGACACACAGAAUGAUCUGAAAGUCCAUGAAGAAAACACCACCAUUGAAGAAUUAGAGGCAUUGGGGGAAUCCUUAGGAAAGGGAGAUGAUCAUAAAGACAUGGACAUCAUCACCAAAUUUCUUAAGUUUCUCCUUGGAGUUUGGGCUAAAGAACUCAAUGCUAGAGAAGAUUAUGUAAAACGCAGUGUGCAGGGCAAACUGAACAGUGCCACUCAAAAGCAGACAGAAUCAUAUUUGAGACCACUUUUCAGGAAACUGCGAAAAAGGACUCUUCCUGCUGAUAUUAAAGAAUCAAUAACAGAUAUUAUUAAAUUCAUGUUACAGAGAGAAUAUGUGAAGGCUAAUGAUGCAUAUCUUCAGAUGGCCAUUGGAAAUGCUCCUUGGCCUAUUGGAGUAACUAUGGUUGGUAUCCAUGCCAGAACUGGUCGUGAAAAAAUUUUUUCCAAACAUGUUGCACACGUUCUUAAUGAUGAGACACAAAGAAAAUAUAUUCAGGGUUUGAAAAGAUUAAUGACCAUUUGUCAGAAGCACUUCUCAACAGACCCAUCAAAAUGUGUGGAAUAUAAUGCAUUAUGACAACUCUUCUCUGUGGUGCUAUAGACCAAUAAGAAACUUAAGACCUAUGGCCUUUAGGAGGAACUGCUACCAUGAAUGAAGGGGAGAGAAAGAAUCAAGUUUUGGGAGCAUCCAUUUUCUAUCUAAUUCAUUUUUUUAUUUAGAGGACUAUGUUUGGUUUUUUCAUCAAAUAUGACAGCAGACUCUUGAUUGUUGUAUCAUGUUUUUGAUUCUUAACAGUCUCAAAUUCAAGCACCAAGCCUUAUUUACUGAUACUUUACAUACACAGACAGCAAUCAUCAAGGAAUUCCUUUUCAACAUUUUGCCAUCAUAUGUGAAAGUUGUUGAUAAAGGAUUAAAGGAAACAUUUGACUUGUUAUUAUUUUUGUAAAAUACUAUAAUAUUCAUGUUAUAAUUAUAUUAGUUUUUUAGAGAAAAGCUUUUUUCUUCAAUAGCUAACCUAAAAAUACAGCAACUGUUGUUUACAUUUG
Molecule: messenger RNA, 1642 nt
Organism: Sarcophilus harrisii (Tasmanian devil)
Lineage: Eukaryota; Metazoa; Chordata; Mammalia; Dasyuromorphia; Dasyuridae
Gene: PRPF18
Product: pre-mRNA processing factor 18
Exons: 11
Coding region: 117-1172 (351 amino acids)
Biological process (GO): RNA splicing; generation of catalytic spliceosome for second transesterification step
Cellular component (GO): U4/U6 x U5 tri-snRNP complex; U2-type post-spliceosomal complex; U5 snRNP
Source: RefSeq, a predicted model, not a curated record